AAACCAUCAGUAUGUUAUACAGCCUUCAAACUACCGCAGAAGAAGAAGAGCACACGUCACGGAGGAUCUGCGGGAAACAUGAACACGGUGCAUCAUGGGCUCAUCUCUGCUUUCUGUUGCUGAGCAGCUCUUGAGAGACCUACAGAGAACGUACUCGGAGACAAAGCAGAUACCAGAUGACCUACUAAUAGCAUUGCGGUUUGUGUUCGGCCCAUGUGCUCUUCAGGCAUUGGACCUGGUGGACCAGCGCUCUGUCACAUGUGUGUCCUCACCUAGCGGUCGAAAUGCAUUUCAGGUAUUAGGAGGAUCAGGGCGUCUGUACACAUGCUUCACUUCCUGCCACUACUGUCCGUGCCCCGCAUUCUCUUUCACUGUGCUCAGGAGGAACGAGAGUCUGAUGUGUAAGCACCUCCUGGCCGCCUGCCUGAGUCAGGCCAUGGGCUUGUGCCAGCAGGAACAGGUCUCAGAUCAGCAGAUGACCCACAUUCUCUCAGGGCAAACUGAGGCCAGCACAUAAAUAACUGAUCCUGGAGGAGAGAGAGACUCUGAUUAGAACACCCAUGCAGGAAUUGAGAUAUUUAUAGUCAUUCUAAUGGACUCAUCUUUAGGAAAAUGUUGUGUAUUUAAAUUAAAACCCAGUAUUUUUUAUUAUUUUUUUUGUAUAGAGAGAUGAUCUGUCGUGUAAUAUAUUUAAAAUUGCUGUGAAAGUAAGUAAAUAAGCAAAUCUAUGUCCCUAAAUACCAGAUGUUUGUGUAUGCAAAAUCGUUCAUCAGUUGGCACCAGAGAAUGUACAUCUGUUCAUUGAGCAGCACGAUGGGGUUUAUUUUGGGAGUUUCCGUUUGUUUGAAGGUUCCGCACCCUUGACUGACUCUCGGCAACAAACAAUGAGACCACAAGGCUUAAAUACUCCACUUUUCGACUUGUUUUCCUCAGCCAAAUUUAGUUUUGCGUUCAUAAAAUUUAGAACUAUUACUUGUUUUCUUUUUUUCAGUAUAUGUUUUGUAUUUACUGUAUAGCAUUUAAUAUGCAGGAUGCAUUUGGCCUUUAUUCUGUUGUAGUCCUUUUGUAAUUCUAAUUCUAUUGUAAUGUAAACAUACUGUAGUCAAAGCAUGACUCUUUAUAAGGAUAUUUGGUUAAGAUAUCUUUUCGAACAGUGCUAGUUGAAACACUGCAAGUUAAACCAGAGCGAACACCAAAAGCAGAACGUACUGAAAUAAAAGCAUGUGUAUGUAAUGUGUCUUGCCGUGCCGCUCCAUCUGUGCUGAUAUAAUGCGUGUCCAUUUCAGUUUCCAUAUUUUGUGUGAUUACGUCUGUCGUCCUGUAAGAUAUUACUUCCAACAUAUUUAGCUUGGAAGGGAUUGGCAAUGGAUAAUAGAAAACGAAAACAAAAUUGCAUUGUGCAAAGUUUACAACCUGACUUAGUGCUUGAAACUGACACUGGUUACAUUUUCUCGCUGUAUACAUACAGACACACAAUUCAUAUUGUAUAAUGAUUCUGCAUAAUUAUGGAUAACAAACUGUAGAUAAACUAAGUAUCAGUUUUUGUGUUUUUGCAGUGUGUUUAAGUGUUUGAGAAUGUGGUAUUUAAUAAUGAGAUGUUUAUAAUUUAGGGAACUGGAAUAUGGUAUACCCGCCAAAUGAAUGAAAACAGUGUAUCAGCUCGGCUAGAUUCUUGGACUUUGUGGCUUUGGCUUUGGUGGAAGUGUUUAUUUGAACAAAGGCUGCAUGUGCAGUUUCUCACAACACACACAGACAGACACACUUUCUUUCUGAACAACCGGCCGCUGAUAUUCAACAGCACAGUUAGGCUGAGCUAAAACUGUCCAACUUUCAUAUAAAGAGGGCGCAAAAGAUAUAUAAACAUCUUUUAUUAAUAAAAUAAUUCACCAUACAUAGAGAUUUAUUCAUGUUAAAUAACAAGACUUCUUUGAUGCUAAAGGUUUUUGUCAUGAAACUAUUUUCUUUGAGCACAUACAAGAGAACAACACAGUGUAUGUAAAUUAGUGACAAAUACACAUCAAAAACAUACACAAUUUAAAGCACAAACUCUUUUCUGUUUGCUCCAAAGGUAAAAAUUAAAUCAGGUACACUUGACUGGUUAAGAAAAGGCCUUUUGUGUUUCUGCUUUCAACAGAAAGUACUUCAGUAAAGGAAUAAAACAUCAGCUAACACGGUUGCAGUGCAUACAGAUUCGUCUCCAUGGGAAUGUCCAGAUGUCUGGCACACUCCUGUAGUUUAGCCCUUGCAAACAUUAACAAAUCUCUGUACAUUUACAUCAUUUAGAUAUUACAAAACACAAAAAUACUGCUCAAGAACGGCUUUCUUCCCCUCAAUAAAUAGAAACUGGCACAGAUGUAGUCAGGGAAGGCAUGUCACUGUCAGGGACAAACACAUCAGUGCAUCUGUCAGUUUGAGUCGGGUAUCAAAAGAAUAGUUCACCCAGAAAAUAUAGUUUGUGGAGUGGGAUUUUGGACCAAUGACCAUUCACUCUUACUGAAAUAAAAAUCAAGUAAAUUACCAAAUGUCUGCCAAUCAUCACAUUAGCCUAGGUUUACUGCUUGCUUCUUUGUUGAAUCACACCUGGACACAGUUACAAUUCACUACCAAAAAAAAUCAUUUCAAAAUGACUUCUAAAUGUGUGCUCAUUAACUUAUGAUCAUGUUAGACCGCAAGUUAUGUGUCCUUAUUUGUAAAACGCUUCAGAUAGCCAAUAAACCAAUUGAAUCUGGUAUUUCUAAUCAGAUUCAAAAACACCAUGUGAGUGGGUUUUAUUACUUCUUAUUUCUUAUGAACUACUAAAAAAGGUCUUUUGACAUGUCAGUUCCUUUUUGGUAAUGUUAUCAAGGUAAAAAAGCACAAUGAUGCUCACUGUCGCUCCAGUGACUUUAUCGCGGUGUCUUCAGUUCUGAACGGAGCUCACUGAAGUUUUGUGUGGAAUGCAUGUAAUGCACAUGUAAACAAAUAUGUGAAUCAGAUUGCAUCUUUUAGGGUUUAUAUAAACAGCUUCUCUUAAAUCGGAUUGCAUUCAUUCCAAUUAACAAAAAUUGGUGCAUAUAAAUAUACCUAUUUGUUUUUUUAACCUAAAAUCAGCUUAUUAUAAAAACGUAGCAAUGCAAAGAAAUGUAUGCCAAAACAUUACAGAAAAAGACAUUGAAUAUUGAAUAAACCAUCCAAACAUCAAUAAAGGAUUUUUAUUUUUUUUAACUGAGCCAAACUGAAAAAAAUGUGCAAAAUAUGUUGAUGUUGCUUUAACUUUUUAUGGCCGAUCCUCAAUAAAAGAAGAGUUUAAGGCAUUCUCAUGACCUACGCUUGGUCAGGUUAUAUUAUAUAACCCUGACAUAUAAAAUGAGUGUAAGAUGUAAAAUACACAUUGUACAAUGUAUUUCAACAGGAUCUCUUCAGAUGACACACUAAAUAUAGCUAUAUUUUGCCUAUUUAACUGGACAGACAUAUAGGGGAGGGAGAAAAAAUUGGCGAGAGGUGGAAAUUGGGAUGAAGAAGCCUACAUCUAAAAUCGGAUGAUUAAAACUUACAUCUCCAAAGCUCAAUGUCUGAGGUGCAUGUCUUCAAAUCACUGUGUUAAGAGCUCUGGGCGUUUUUCAUCAUUUUCUGAUCAUAAUUGCGAUUGGUCAAAAUGUAGUCUAGAUAAUCCAGUUAAGGCAGUGAUGAAUGAAGAGCAGACCUCUCUGUAGAUCUGUAGUUCUACUGUAAAGGUGGUUGGUGAUUAAUAGAAGAGAGUGUCAGUAUUGACACUACAGAUUGUUAUAAACUGUCCAGCUCUGGUGGUGACACUGUAAAUCUCUCUCCAGAGGAGACAGUCUUUGCUCCAGGUCAGCUGCUGUCGGUUCGGUCUGGGUAGUUUGUCACAGUCAGAGAUUCAAUAACAAACUGAUUCCUAAGGGCUGUGACACAUUAGCAGACCGACACCAGAAAUCUGAGGACACUGAUAUUACAGUGACAUUUGAGACCACAGUGAAGAUCUAAUUUAACCCGCAAAAACUAAUAAACAGGUUUUAAACUGAACAGGGUUUUUCUACUCUUUGAAAAAGUUUAAACAAAGAAGCAUGAUGUAAAAUGAAAAGGCUGUGUGCUAUUUUUUGGUCAUUAAGUAUAUGAGUGACAUUGAUCAUGUGACUCUGCAUUGAUGUUCUUUCAAUGAAGCUCAAGAUGUUCCUUGGAUCAUUUCAACAUGAUCAUCAAGCUAGACACAAACUUCAUGCAGCUCAGCUCAGUCUUGUCUCAUGGUUUGUGUAGAUGCCAGAAAGAAACCGAGUGUAAUGGUCAUUUAGUAGCACGCUGACCCCAAAAGUAUUUGUACACUUCGGCAACAUCAAAAAAUGCAAUGCAUUAGAUAACACAACAUCAAAGUGGCAUUUAUUUUAAAGAAGCAUAGCUUUGUUUAUUAGUUAUAAACUAUAAAACAAUAUGAAAUAGAAACUCAGUAUUAUGGCAUUUUGUUAUGUAAUGCAACCAGAGAUGUAUAGUAACGAAGUAGAACUACUUCACUACUGUACUUAAGUACUAAAAGGCGGUAUCUGUACUUUACUAGACUAUUAUUUUUUUCUCCUACUUCCACUUUUACUUCGGUACA
This is a messenger RNA of Carassius auratus (goldfish), 4591 nucleotides long. It is a transcript of the gene zswim7, whose product is annotated as zinc finger, SWIM-type containing 7. The transcript has 6 exons. Gene Ontology annotation, cellular component: Shu complex. The record is from RefSeq and is a predicted model, not a curated record. The coding region runs from base 95 to 517 and encodes 140 amino acids. Gene Ontology annotation, biological process: double-strand break repair via homologous recombination. Gene Ontology annotation, molecular function: zinc ion binding. NCBI's taxonomy places the organism in Eukaryota, Metazoa, Chordata, Actinopteri, Cypriniformes, Cyprinidae.